UCAGAGUGUGUUGAACGUGCUGAUAAACUCCCUCUCGUCAAGGCAGAGGGUUAUUUGCCAGAAGUGAAGGUGAAUGAAGAAGAUACAGGAAAGCUUAUUCCUGGGCUUAUCAAGAUAUUUAGUAGGGCUGCUAAGAUUUAUUACUUAACUGUAAAAUGAAUUCAGCUAUCCUCGAUUUCGCCAAUUACAGUACUCUGCUCGUCUGCAUGGUUCUGAAGUUUCCACAGAUUUUUUCAGUUUUCAAGGCAGGAUCUGCUAAGGGUUUGAGCGUUAAAAGUUUGCUACUGGAACUGACGGGAACAUGUGCACAUUUAUUAGUGCAGCUAGUAAAUUAGCUCAACUUCAGUGCUUAUGGCAAACAAAAGAUUCCGGACAAGUGAGUGCCCUUACCUGGGGUAUGGCAGUUUACACUUGCAUCACAAGAAUUUUGACCACUUUAAUGACGACUGGUGACUUUGGUGUUCUUGUUCGUUUUGUUGUCCUGACAGUUCUGAAUAGUUGGGUUUUAGCCACGGUUUUAUACUACAGGAAGGCUGGCAAGAAACAAGUUUAGUGAAGAUUCCAACACACUUCCUGCAAGCAGAUGGACCAAGAAAGCCUGAUUUCCAAGGCCAACAUUUUUGUUUUUUAUUAGAAAGAUUACUGCUAUGUUAAAAUGGUGGUUUUGUAUUUUCUGGUGGUUGUUCAUAGAUUAAAUACUCUGACAGUUUUAAAAGUA
Protopterus annectens (West African lungfish) is the source of this 718-nucleotide messenger RNA. RefSeq names its product solute carrier family 66 member 3 (gene SLC66A3). NCBI's taxonomy places the organism in Eukaryota, Metazoa, Chordata, Ceratodontiformes, Protopteridae. The record is from RefSeq and is a predicted model, not a curated record.